Messenger RNA from Acanthosepion pharaonis, 6003 nucleotides. The record is from the annotation of a GenBank genome assembly. Lineage: Eukaryota; Metazoa; Mollusca; Cephalopoda; Sepiida; Sepiidae.
AUGUUUAAAUUACCCAUUCCUCUCAUUCAUUUUCCGAUAACCGUUCCUCUUUUGGAUUUUUCUCUUUUUCCAAAUAUCUUUUCCUUUUUUGCUAUAUUAUUUUCUACUUCUUUCUUUCCCUCUCGUUUAGUUCUUUCCUUCACUCCCUCCCAUUUCUCACAUUCUUUUCUCCUAUUCUUGUUUCAGUCUUUUCUUUUCCCGCUUUCUAUUCUCGCACAUUCUUUUCUCCUAUCCUUCCUAUUCUCAUUUCAUUCCUUUUUUUUUUCUUCCUUUCUAUUCUCACUCAUUCUUUCGUCCUCUCCUUCCUCAUCUCAUUUCAUUCUUUACUUAUCUUCCUUUCAAUUUUCGCUCAUUCUUUCCUUCUCCCCUUUUUAUUGUUUCAUUUUUUCUUUUCCUGCUUUCUAUUCUCGAUCAUUUCUCCCCUCCCUUGAUUUCCUGCCAUCCUUUUCUUUUCCUUUUUUUCUUUCAUUUUAUCCUCCACCUUCAUUCUUCUUUCAUUCUUUUUUUUUUUCCUUUUUUUUCUUUUCAUUUUCCUCCUCCAUUUCUGUCUCAUUCUUUUAUUUUCUUUCCUAUUCUUGUUUUAUUCUUUUUUUAUUUUCCACUUUCUAUUCUCGCUCAUUCAUUUCUCCUCCCCUUCCUAUUUCUGUCUCAUUCUUUUAUUUUCCUGCUUCCUAUUCUCGACAAUGCUUUCUUCUUCUUCUUCAUAUUCUCAUUUCAUUCUUUUUUUCUUCCUUUCUAUUCUCGCUCAUUCAUUUCUCCUCCCCUUCCUAUUUCUGUCUCAUUCUUUUAUUUUCCUGCUUCCUAUUCUCGACAAUGCUUUCUUCUUCUUCUUUCUAUUCUCAUUUCAUUCUUUUUUUCUUCCUUUCUAUUCUCGCUCAUUCAUUUCUCCUCCCUUCCUCAUUUCUGUCUCAUUCUUUUAUUUUUCUCUGUCUUCCUAUUCUCUCGACAAUGCUUUCUUCUUCUUCUUCAUAUUCUCAUUUCAUUCUUUUUUUCUUCCUUUCUAUUCUCGCUCAUUCAUUUCUCCUCCCCUUCCUAUUUCUGUCUCAUUCUUUUAUUUUCCUGCUUCCUAUUCUCGACAAUGCUUUCUUCUUCUUCUUCAUAUUCUCAUUUCAUUCAUUUUUUCUUCCUUUCUUUUUUUUCCUCCCAUUCAUUUCUGUCUCCCUUUUAUUUUCUCGCUCAUUCAUUUCUUCCUAUUCUCAUUUCUUCCUUUUUCUUCUUCUUCUCAUUCUUUUUCCCCUUCUAUUUCUCCUGCUUUUUUUCCUAUUUCUCGACAAUGCUUUUCUCUUCUCUUUCUCAUUUCAUUCUUUUUUUUUUUUCUUUCAUAUUCUCGCUUUUCUUUUUCCUUUUCUUUUCUGUCUCAUCCUUUUUUUUCUUCCUUUCUCGAUUCUCUUCUCAUUCAUUUCAUUCUUUUUCUUCCUUUCUUUCUGUCUUCAUUUUUCUUUUAUUUUCUCAUCCUUUUUUUUUCUACUUCCUAUUCUCGACAAUGCUUUUCUCUUCUUCAUAUUCUCAUUUCAUUCUUUUUUCUUCCUUUUCUAUUCUCAUCAUUCAUUUUUUUCUCCCCUUCCUAUUUCUGUCUCAUUCCUUUUUUUUCCUUCUUCCUAUUCUCGACAAUCAUUUUUCUUUCUUCUUUAUAUUCUCAUUUCAUUUCUUUUUUCUUCCUUUCUAUUCUCGCUUUUCAUUUUUCCCCCUUCCUUUUUCUUGUCUCAUCCUUUUAUUUUCCCUGCUUCCUAUUCUCGACAAUGCUUUUCCUCUUCUUCAUAUUCUCAUUUCAUUCUUUUUUCUUCCUUUCUAUUCUCGCUCAUUCAUUUUCCUCCCCUUCCUAUUUCUGUCUCAUCCUUUUUAUUUUUCCUACUUCCUAUUCUCGACAAUGCUUUUCUCUUUCUUCAUUUUCUCAUUUCAUUCUUUUUUUUCCUUUCCUAUUCUCGCUCAUUCAUUUUCUCCUCCCUUCCUAUUUCUGUCUCAUCCUUUAUUUUCCUACUUCCCUAUUCUCUUACAAUGCUUUUCUCUUCUUCAUUUUCUCAUUUCAUUCUUUUUUUUUUUCUUCCUUUCUAUUCUCGCUCCCUUCUAAACCAUCAUUUCCUCCUCCUAUUCUCUUUUCUGUCUUCUCUUUCUUUUUUUUCCUAUUCUCAUCAUUCAUUUUCCUCCCUUCCUAUUUCUUUCCUUUUUUCUUCUUCCUAUUCUCAUUUCUUUUCUCUUUUUUUUCAAUUCCUUUUUUUAUUCUCGCUCAUUCAUUUUUCCUCCCCUUCCUAUUUCUGUCUCAUCCUUUUAUUUUCCUACUUCCUAUUCUCGACAAUGCUUUUCUCUUCUUCAUAUUCUCAUUUCAUUCUUUUUUUCUUCCUUUCUAUUCUCGCUCAUUCAUUUUUCCUCCCCUUCCUAUUUCUGUCUCAUCCUUUUAUUUUCCUACUUCCUAUUCUCGACAAUGCUUUUCUCUUCUUCAUAUUCUCAUUUCAUUCUUUUUUUUUCCUUUUGUAUUCUCGCUCAUUCAUUUUCCUCCCCUUCCUAUUUCUGUCUCCAUCUUUUAUUUUCCUAAAAGACUAUUCUCGACAAUGCUUUUCUCUUCUUCAUAUUCUUUUUCUUUCAUUCUUUUUUUCUUCCUUUCUAUUCUCUUCUGCUCAUUCAUUUUCCUCCCCCCUUCCUAUUUCUGUCUCAUCCUUUUUUUUCCUGCUUUCCUAUUCUUCGACAAUUCUUUUCUCUUCUUCCUUCAUAUUCUCAUUUUCAUUUUUUUUUCUUCCUUUUUUUCCCUAUUCUCUUCUCAUUCAUUUUUUCCUCCCUUUCUCAUUUCUGUCCUCAUUCCUUUUAUUUUCCCCUAAAUCCUAUUCUCGACAAUGCUUUUCUCUUCUUCAUAUUCUCAUUUCAUUCUUUUUUUCUUCCUUUCUAUUCUCGCUCAUUCAUUUUUCCUCCCCUUCCUAUUUCUAUCCCUUUUAUUUUCCUUCUUCCUAUUCUCGACAAUUCUUUUUCUUCUUUCUCAUAUUCUCAUUUCGAUAUCGGCUCCUCUUCUUCUUCCAUUCUUUUUUUUUCCUUUUAUUCUCGACUCAUUCAUUUUUCCUCCCCUUCCUAUUCUGUCUCAUCCUUUUUUUUCCUCAAUUCCUAUUCUCGAUAAUGCUUUUCUCUUCUUCAUAUUCUCAUUUCAUUUUUUUUUCUUCCUUUCUAUUCUCGCUCAUUCAUUUUCCUCCCCUUCCUAUUUCUGUCUCAUCCUUUUUUUUUCCUACUUCCUAUUCUCGACAAUACUUUCUCUUCUUCUUCAUAUUCUCAUUUCAUUCUUUUUUUUUCCUUUUCUAUUCUUCUCAUUCAUUUUUCCUCCCUUCCUAUUUCUGUCUCAUCCUUUUAUUUUCCUACUUCCUAUUCUCGAUAAUGCUUUUCUCUUCUUCAUAUUCUCAUUUCAUUUUUUUUUUUUCUUCCUUUCUAUUCUCGCUCAUUCAUUUUUCCCCCUUCUAUUUCUGUCUCAUCCUUUUAUUUUCCUACUUCCUAUUCUCGACAAUGCUUUUCUCUUCUUCAUAUUCUCAUUUCAUUCUUUUUUUUCCUUUCUAUUCUCGCUCAUUCAUUUUUCCCCCCUUCCUAUUUCUGUCUCAUCCUUUUUUAUUUUUCCUAAUUCCUAUUCUCGACAAUGCUUUUCCUCUUCUUCCUAUUCUCAUUUCAUUCUUUUUUCUUCCUUUCUAUUCUCGCUCAUUCAUUUUUCCUCCUUCUAUUUCUGUCUCAUCCUUUUAUUUUCCUGAUUCCCUAUUCUCGACAAUGCUUUUCUCUUUCUUCAUAUUCUCAUUUCAUUCUUUUUUUUUCCUUUUCUAUUCUCAUCAUUCAUUUCUCCCCCCCUUCCUCUUUCUGUCAUUCAUUUUUCUUUUUAUUUUCCAUAAAAUUCUCUAUUCUUUUCUUCUUCAUAUUCUCAUUUCAUUCUUUUUUCUUCCUUUCUAUUCUCAUCAUUCAUUUUUUUUUCUUCUCUUCCUUUUAUUUUCCUACUUCCUAUUCAUUUUUUCUUUUCUCUUCUUCCUAUUCUCAUUUCAUUCUUUUUUUUUCAUUCUUUCUCGCUCAUUCAUUUUCCCCCCUUCCUAUUUCUGUCUCAUUCUUUUAUUUUCCUAUUUUUCGGUCACCAAUGCUUUUCUCUUCUUCAUAUUCUCAUUUUCAUUCUUUUUCUUCCUUUCUAUUCUCGCUCCAUUCAUUUUUCCUCCUUCCUCUUUCUGUCUCUUCCUUUUAUUUUCUUUUUUUCCUUUUCUUUCUUUUGCUUUUCUCUUCUUCAUAUUCUCAUUUCAUUCUUUUUUUUCUUCCUUUCUAUUCUCGCUUUUUUCCCAUUCAUUUUUCCUCCCCUUCCCUAUUUCUGUCUCAUCCUUUUUUUUCUUUUCCUAUUCUCGACAAUGCUUUUCUCUUCUUCAUAUUCUCAUUUCAUUCUUUUUUUCUUCCUUUCUAUUCUCGCUCAUUCAUUUUUUCCUCCCUUCCUAUUUCUGUCUCAUCCUUUUUUUUCCUACCUCCCUAUUCUCGACAAUAUUUUUCUUCUUCUUCAUAUUCUCAUUUCAUUCUUUUUUCUUCCUUUCUAUUCUCGCUUAUUCAUUUUCCUCCCCUUCCUAUUUCUGUCUCUUUUUUAUUUUCUACUUCCUAUUCUCGACAAUGCUUUUCUCUUCUUUUUCAUAUUCUCAUUUCAUUCUUUUUUCUUCCUUUCUAUUCUCGCUCAUUCAUUUUCCUCCCUUCCUAUUUCUGUCUCAUUCUUUAUUUUUCCUGCUUCCUUUCUCGACAAUGCUUUCCUUAAGCUUGCAUCUGUUUUCUCAUUUCAUUCUUUUUUUUUUCCUUUCUAUUCUCGCUCAUUCAUUUCUCCCCCCCCCUUCCUAUUUCUGUCUCAUUCUUUUAUUUUCCUGCUUCCUAUUCUCGACAAUACUUUCCUCUUCUUCUUCAUAUCUCAUUUCAUUUCUUUUUUUUUCUUCCUUUCUAUUCUCGCUCAUUCAUUUUCCUCCUUCCUAUUUUCUGUCUCAUUUCUUUUAUUUUCCUGCUUCCUAUUCUCGACAAUGCUUUCUCUUUUCUUUUCUCAUUUCAUUUUUUUCUUCAUUUCUCGCUCUUUUUCUUCCUUUCUCAUUCUUUCUUUUUAAAUUCAUUUUUUUCUAUCUUCAUUUCUCAUUUUUCUUUUUUCUUCCUUUUUCUGUCUCAUUCUUUUUAUUUCCUUUUUUCUUUCUUUUCUCGACAAUUUUUCCUCUUCUUCAUAACUCAUUUUCAUUCUUUUUUUCUUCCUUUUUUAUUCUCCUCUCAUUCAUUUUUUUUCCCUUCCUAUUUUCUUUCUCAUCCUUUUUUUUCCUUCUUCUCUUUCUUUACAAUGCUUUCCUCUUUUCUUCAUAUUCUCUUUUAUUCUUUUUCUUCCUUUUUUCCGCUCAUUCAUUUUUCCUCCCCCUUCCCUAUUUCUGUCUCAUCAUUUUUUUUCCUUCUUUCUUGAAACGACAAUCCUUUUCUCUUUUUCUUGUUCUCAUUUUAAUUCUUUUUUUCUUCCUUUCUCUCAACUCAUUCAUUUUUCGUCCCCCUUCCUUCUUUCUGUCUCAUCCUUUUAUUUUUCUAUUCUUUGUUUCUUCCCUACUUCGACUUUGUUUUGUUUUUUGUUUCUUUUUCAUUUUUUUUUUUUCCCCUUCCUAUUUCUGUCUCCAUUCUUUUUUUUUCUUUCCUUUUCUAUUUCUUCGCUCAACCAUUUUUCAUUUCCUUUUUUUCCUUUCUAUUCUUUCUUUCUUCUUUUUCCUCCCUUUUUUUCUGUCAUUCCUUUUAUUUUCCUUUUUCCCAUUCUCGACAAUAUUCUUUUGUCUUCUUUCAUUUUCUCAUUUCAUUCUUUUUUUUCUUCCUUCAUUUCUUUCUCAUUCAUUUUUCCUCCCCUUCCUUUUCUGUCUCAUUCUUUAUUUUCCUGCUUCUAUUCUCGAUAAUGCUUUUUCUUUUUUUUCUUAUUCUCAUUUAAUUCUUUUUCUUCCUUUUUUUCUCAUAUUCAUUUUUUCUCCUCCCCUUCCUAUUUCUGUCUCAUUCUUUUAUUUUUCCUUUUUCCUAUUCUCAUAA